CUACGUUGCACACGGCUUUUCUAGCUUCGCUGCUGCACGUCGCUCCCGGUCAUCACAUAUUUACCAUCACUGCGACGGCAAGUAUGAAGAACAUUGUUCCUUUGGCAGCCCUUGUGGCUGGUGCUGCUUCUCAGAGCACGUUCGAACCGGUUGACUUCAACAUCACCGAAGCACUCCUCGACAACGGCGUGAACCUCUCGGCUCUUCCUGACCUGGCACCACUCGUUGAUAGAGCAUCGACCAGUGGCUGUUCUGCUGCUUGCAAAUCCCUCAACCUCAUCUUCGGUAACAGCAAUCUUGAGGUUCAGUCAGAGACAGCGUUCACAUCUUUCAUCAACUCAUACUGGUCUGGCCAGCAGCGCGACAUCACUCCUCAGUGUGUUUUCAAGCCCACCAGAGCUCUAGAUGUAUCGACCGCCAUCUUGAUCUCGCGCCUGACGCAAUGUCCAUUCGCGGUCAAGAGCGGCGGCCACUCUGCCGUACCUGGAGGCUCAAACAUUUACAGCGGCAUCACCAUCAGCUUCGAGAAGCUGAGCAAGAUUUCUCUUGCUGCCGAUAAGAAGACUGCUUCUUUCCAGCCUGGCCACACCUGGUACGACAUUUACACUGCACUGGAGAAGGACAAUGCUACUGUCAUUGGAGGUCGCGUAGCCAGCGUCGGUGUCGGCGGCUUGACUCUUGGUGGAGGUAUUUCCUACUUCUCUAGCCAAUACGGUCUCGCAUGCGACAACGUCUUGAGCUAUGAAGUCGUCACCGCGUCUGGUAUCAUUAUCAACGUUAGCCAAACUUCAUACCCGGAUCUUUACUGGGCUCUGCGCGGCGGCGGUAAUAACUUCGGUAUCGUAACCCAAUUCAACGUACAGGCUGUGCCCCAAGGGCAGAUGUGGGGUGGUAUGCGAACCUACCUCGAGUCGUCCUUCCCUGCUCUGAUUGAGGCCUACUACAACCUCGGCAUGAACGCGAAAAAGGAUGGCAAAGCGCACCAGAUUCUCUCGUUCGCUUACAGUGGCGUGCCUGUUGCACAGGUCGAACUCGAAUACUCCGAGCCUAACCCCAACGCUACCAUCCUGGCUGAAUACAACGCGAUAUCUGGCGCUGUCGCGGACCAGACUGGCGUCAAGAGCCUUGCAGAGCUUACCUCAGCGCUUGAGGGCCCUGCUAGUGGUGCCGGCCUUCGUCAAGCGUUCUGGACGUGGACAGUCAAGCUUGACAAGGAUCUGGCAACCUCCACCAAAGACAUCUUCUUCGAGGAGGUUACUGCCAUCACCGACGCCGCCGACCUCGUCGCAGCGGUCUCUCUGCAAGUCAUCACCGAACCCAUCCUCGAGAAGAUGAAUGUACGUGGGGGCAACGCGCUUGGCCUCUCCGUCGCCGACGGACCGCUCAUGAACGUCCUGAUCGCACUGAAAUGGUCCAACACCACUGAUGACUCACGUCUGAACCAGUUUGCUGCGAAGGUUAAGGACCGCGCAGUCGCUGCAGCAAAAGCGAAGGGUAAGGAUGUGGCCUACUUGUACAUGAACUACGCCAGCCCCUGGCAGGAUCCUGUUGCUGGGUACGGUGCGGCAAACAAAGCGAAGUUGCAGAAGAUUAGCAAGAAGUACGAUCCUACUGGUGUGUUUGAGAAGUUGCAGCCUGGGUACUUUAAGUUGGGUGGUGCGCCGAAGAUUGGUUCGCCGUAG
Messenger RNA from Macroventuria anomochaeta, 1682 nucleotides. RefSeq names its product FAD-binding domain-containing protein. The transcript is spliced from 2 exons. NCBI's taxonomy places the organism in Eukaryota, Fungi, Ascomycota, Dothideomycetes, Pleosporales, Didymellaceae. Bases 84 to 1682 code for a protein of 532 amino acids. Gene Ontology annotation, molecular function: FAD binding. The record is from RefSeq and is a predicted model, not a curated record.